Molossus molossus (Pallas's mastiff bat) is the source of this 991-nucleotide messenger RNA. RefSeq names its product zinc finger protein 580 (gene ZNF580). Gene Ontology annotation, cellular component: nucleus. The record is from RefSeq and is a predicted model, not a curated record. The transcript has 2 exons. NCBI's taxonomy places the organism in Eukaryota, Metazoa, Chordata, Mammalia, Chiroptera, Molossidae. The coding region runs from base 81 to 599 and encodes 172 amino acids.
CGGAGGCAUCCGAAGCAGUUUGGAACCUUGGAGAUCUGGCCUGGAGUCAGUUUCUUUUCCGUAGGGAGUUGCCGCUCCAGAUGCUGCUGCUGCCCCCGCGGCCACCCCACCCUCGGCCCUCCUCUCCGGAGGCCAUGGACCCACCGUCCCCCAAGGCUCCCCCUUUCCCCAAGACGGAAGGCCCUUCCUCUACUCCUUCCUCCGUGGCGGGGCCCCGACCCCCGCUGCUGGGCCGCCACCUGCUCAUCGACGCCAACGGGGUUCCCUACACGUACACGGUGCCACUGGAGGAGGAGCCCCGGAGCCCACCCCCGCGCGAGGCACCUCCGGUGGAACCCCCCCCUCGCAAGGGCUACAGUUGCCCGGAGUGCGCCCGUGUCUUUGCCAGCCCCCUGCGGCUGCAAAGCCACCGUGUAUCGCACUCGGACCUCAAGCCCUUCACGUGCGGUGCCUGCGGCAAGGCCUUCAAGCGCUCCAGCCACCUGUCCCGGCACCGCGCCACGCACCGUGCCCGCUCGGGCCCACCGCACACGUGCCCGCUGUGCCCGCGCCGCUUCCAGGACGCCUCGGAGCUGGCGCAGCACGUGCGCCUCCACUAAGUCCAGACCUCGGCGUCCGACCCACACAGCGGCACAACCACACACACUCCCUGGCUCUGCUGAAGCUACUGCCUUACCCUGGGCCUCAGUUUCCCUAACCACCCAAAGGGAGAAACGUCAUUCCUUCCUUCAUCCCUUCCCUGUCCCCCUAGCUGUGUGAUGUAGAUCAAGUCGUGCCCUUCCCUGGGUCUGGGAGCCAGUCGCAACUGGGUUCCAGUCCAGCUGUGCUGUGUGAGCCUUUGCAAGUGACUUAACCUCUCUGAGCCCUGGUUUUCUCCGAAGUGGUGAACGGUUAUCCGCGUGGAAGAUUUAACAAGGGCACGGCUCCUUUCUGUAUCGCCCCCUCCCACCCACGCCCCGCACCCUUGACUCAAUAAACAUUCCGCACUUCA